ACCAUUUCUUAUAUAAGUAGUAAGGUGGGAGUGAAGUCAAAAACUCAAAAGUUAAGCUAAAUUGCAUACUUGCCACUCCACACGUCAAUUCCCUAGAACUUUGGGAACCUCUUCGGUUUUUUUUUUUUUUUUUUUUUGCUCUACGCCUUUUAGUCUCCCUCCUGGAGAAGCCAAAUCCAAUGCCCCAGCAAAUUCUUCAUUCACUCGUCUAUUCAAGAAGUCCAGAAAUCACCAACAUAAUUCCAUGCCCAAAUCAGGGAAAGUAAUAAGCCCUAAUCUUUGAAUUUAAUAUUCAUACUUUACUUAUAUUUUCUCUUCAAUCUUCUAAGAGUUGCAUACCCGCUUCAAUCUAACUCUUGAUCUGCAACUGCUAUGGCCGUAGCUCAAGAAAAUCAACCACACGAGCCUCACAUCAAUGGCGGAAGAAGUAAUCAACCUUCAAUUUCAUCAACAAUGGAAGAAAAGAUAAAUAAAACUACGAAACGGCAGCGUCGACCAAGUGUUCGUUUGGUGGAAAUUGGGGAUCAACCUGCUGCAGCUUUAACGAAACAGUGGAAAUCGAUUGAUAGAGUUUCCAAACCUUGUUCUUUAACUAAUUUGGAUGGAUUGGAAGAAGGUAAUGAAGACGAACAAUUAGGGGAGGAGGGAGAAAGGGGUGAUUUUAUUCGUGAUAAUAUUGCAAUUGGGAGUUGGAAAUAUAAGGGUUCUAAGCCUAAAAGGGAAUCUAAACGACCUCGAACCAAUUGGGUAUCGAAAAGAAAUGAUGAUAAAGUUGGGGGAGUAGAUGGGUUUUCUAGGGAUUUUGAAUUGGAUGGUUCUGAAAGUCCAUUGAAUGAAAAGAACCCAGUUCAUCAUUCUUUGGAUAAUGAAAAAGAUUUGCAAUUCAGAGCAAAUCAUAUUAAUAUGACAAGAUUUGGGGAUCAUGGGAUUGAUUUAGAUGGGGCUUUUGAUAAUGGAGGGCAUAGUGCAAGAGGAUGGGGAAGAGAGGAUGAAAAUGGUGUUAGGGUUUGGUUAGAUGAGUUAAAAUUAGGUAAGUAUUGGCCCCUUUUUGAGAUUCAUGAAGUGGAUGAAGAGGUUCUGCCAUUGUUAACAUUAGAGGAUCUUAAAGAUAUGGGGAUUCAUGCUGUGGGUUCAAGAAGAAAAAUGUAUUGUGCAAUUCAGAAGCUUAAUCAAGAGAUUUCUUGAAUGGGUUUCUUGUUCUUUAGAAUUAAUUUUUAGGGUUUUCUUCUUUAUUUGUGUGCUGAAGACGGCAUGCUAGAAGUGGUUUCUACUAUUGGUGUAAAGUCGGAGCAACGGUGGUGGUGGAGAUGAUGGUGAGGAAGAAGAAGAAGAUGCAAGAGAUGUAACCAAGUGCAACAGCAGUAGUAAUUUUGUGGCAAAAGGCAUGAAAAUGAUCACAAAUUGGCAUCCACCCA
Amaranthus tricolor (Joseph's coat) is the source of this 1415-nucleotide messenger RNA. RefSeq lists its product as uncharacterized. Bases 373 to 1185 code for a protein of 270 amino acids. Lineage: Eukaryota; Viridiplantae; Streptophyta; Magnoliopsida; Caryophyllales; Amaranthaceae. Gene Ontology annotation, molecular function: protein binding. The record is from RefSeq and is a predicted model, not a curated record. The transcript is spliced from 2 exons.